Perkinsus marinus ATCC 50983 is the source of this 504-nucleotide messenger RNA. RefSeq lists its product as hypothetical. The transcript has 5 exons. The coding region runs from base 1 to 504 and encodes 167 amino acids. The record is from RefSeq and is a predicted model, not a curated record. NCBI's taxonomy places the organism in Eukaryota, Perkinsozoa, Perkinsida, Perkinsidae. Gene Ontology annotation, molecular function: alpha-L-arabinofuranosidase activity. Gene Ontology annotation, biological process: L-arabinose metabolic process.
AUGUAUCUUCUCACACUGCGCUCAGGUGAGCUGGACCCUUCAACAGCAGUAGCCACUCCAUCUAGAGUCCCCAACGGCACCACGUGUUUGAUCAUGUUGGAGCCCAGCAGCCAGCCUGGUGGCACGCACGUGUCUCUGAAGUUCAGUCGGACCCUCUAUGUCAUCAGUCCUCUCGGUCAUCCUGAUCUGUUCCUCCGUCAUAGUAAUUGGAAACUCCAAUGCGAUCCUGUGGGGUCGGGAACGGAAUUCAAUGGAGAUGCCACUUUCAGAUGUGUUUUGGUCCCCGUCAAGGAAGAGCCUUCCGAAGUUGAAAUUCUGAGCAAAAAACUGGCGAAAUUAAUUGCUCGGAGGAACUCUUAUAAACAGCAACUCGUCUCAUUGAAGCAAAAGUUUGAGAACGCCAAGACGCUUGUACAGUCUUUGAAGAAGGACAUUACGGCAACAGAAAAGUUGGUGUCACAUACCACACCAUUGUCGAAUCUAUCACCGUCUCAGAGAGCUUAA